This is a messenger RNA of Scedosporium apiospermum, 1095 nucleotides long. RefSeq lists its product as uncharacterized. Gene Ontology annotation, biological process: retrograde vesicle-mediated transport, Golgi to endoplasmic reticulum. Lineage: Eukaryota; Fungi; Ascomycota; Sordariomycetes; Microascales; Microascaceae. Gene Ontology annotation, cellular component: membrane; Golgi apparatus. The coding region runs from base 1 to 1095 and encodes 364 amino acids. The transcript is spliced from 2 exons. The record is from RefSeq and is a predicted model, not a curated record.
AUGCCCCCCAGAAUAAAUAUUCCGCCGGUGACGCGGGUGGUACUCAUCGUCCUUGUUGUCCAGUCGCUCCUAAAUGCAGCUAUUCGGUAUCGCCAGUGGACGAGCGGCUCGAAUAUCGUCAUUCCGUACCUCACAUUCGUGCCGCAGCUCUCUCUCAUCUACCCCUGGACCUUAUUGACAACGACAUUCGUGGAGAACAACGUCUUCACUCUCGCGAUAUCAACUCUGACGGUCUAUCAUGGAGGGCGCUAUCUUGAGCGGGCAUGGUCUUCGGCUGAGCUGGCCAAGUUCAUCGUCGUCGUUUCCUUGAUCCCGAACCUUUUGUCAUUUGCGACCUUUGUCCUCCUCUUCAUCCUGACAGGGAAUGAGGGCUGGACGCUUACUGUUAUUGCUGGCACGACACCCAUCCAGAUCGCACUUUUGGUCGCAUUCAGUCAGCUCGUUCCAGCUCAUACUGUUACCCUCUUCCGUGGCAUUCUCUCUCUUCGAGUUCCGAGGUUCCCCCUCCUUUAUAUCAGCAUCGUGACAGUGUUGGCAAUGACGCCUCUCUUCUCCAGUGCCACGUUCUUCAUGGCCAUCUAUGGUUUCCUCGCCAGCUGGACAUAUUUGCGAUUCUAUAAGCGAGUUUUCCCCGAUCUGGACUCGUCGCAACCAUCUUCCCUCCGCGGCGAUGCCAGCGAGACCUUUGCCUUUGCCGAGUUCUUCCCCGGCCCUCUCAAGCCCACGGUCGCCUCAUUCUCCAACACCGUCUUCAACAUUUUGGUAUCCCUGCGAAUCUGCACACCAUUCACCCAAGCCGAUAUUUCAGCAGCGAGGGGCGACAACAACUUUUUGCAGCGAACCGUUCCAGGUAGCGCGAGGGCGGAGGCCGAGCGGCGACGAGCUCUAGCUCUCCGGACGCUUGAUCAGCGCCUUCAGGCAGCGACGGCCGCGCGAUCGCAGCCCACUCCCCCUCCCCGCGAGCCUACCGGCCCCACCGUGCAGACCCAACCGCCUGCCAGCACGCAGACUGCCAUGACCACGCAGCCCGCACCGAUGUUGGGCGAGACCAAAUAUACGCCUGAUAACGAAGGACUCGAGAAGAGCUCUGCUUGA